UUACCCCAAAAACUGAACAGUGCCUAUCAUUCAGUCCAUUCAGUCAGUUCCUCUGACUUGCACGGCUUGGAAGAAAUCAUCUAUUAAUCAUUUAUUUACUUAUUCUGUGAGAUGUGUGAUAUUAACAGACCUUUUCUCUUUUUUUACAGAUUUAUUGCUGCUGAACUUCUCUGCGCUCUGCAAUAUCUGCACGGACGUGGUAUCAUUCAUAGAGACUUGAAACCCGACAACAUACUGCUUGACGGCACCGGCCAUGUAAAACUCGCAGACUUUGGCCUUUCUAUAGUUGGUGUGUUUGGAUCCAAGAAAGUGUAUAGUAAUGCCGGUACUAAACACUAUAUGGCCCCAGAGAUUCACGAUAGAAACCCCUACGAUGCUACGGUCGACUAUUAUUCACUUGGUGUUAUCCUGUUUGAAAUGGCCACAGGAGCAGAAGCAGAAUCGGCCAAAUGCAGGAACUCACUCUAUCCAAACAACAUUGACCCUGACCUUCGAGAUGUCAUUGAGCGACUUCUUGAAGAAAAUCCAAAAGUUCGCGGGACGGCAGUGGAAAGACUGCGAGAACACUCCUUCUUCAGAUCAAUUGAGUGGAAGAAGCUGGAGGAAGGAAAGGUUACCCCACCAUUGUGGAUGCCAGAUUGCCAAGAAAAAGACACAAAUGACACAAAUGAGCAAAUAGAAGUGAAGAAACUGAUUCACCACAGAAGAAAGAAACAGAGGAGAAUUGCAAAUGCAAAACAGAGAUUGUUUGAUGGCUUCAGCUUCAUAAGCAGGAAAUGGAAAAAAGAUGCUGAACAGGAAAUGAAAGAAUGAAGACGGCUGACUUUUGAGAAACACUCACUAGUCAAGAGUCCUGUACUGUCUUCAGCCAGGCCAGUCCUUUGCUGGUCUUCGGAUCCCGGCAUUACCAUCUAGACUUAGGGAGCCUGUAUAGGGCAGGUUAGGGUGUUAUAGGGGCAAAUUGGGGUGGUAUAGGGCAGGUUAGUGUGAUAUAGGGCAAAUUGGGGUGGUAUGGGGCAGGUUAUGGUCAUAUAGGGCAGAUUGGUUUGUUAUAGGGCAGGUUAGGGUAAUAUAGGGCAGUUUGGGGUGGUAUAGGGCAGGUUAGGGUGCUUUAGGGCAUCUAUGUGGUGGUAUAGGUCAGACUAGGGUGGUAUAGGGCAGAUAGGGGUGAUAUGGGGCAGGAUAGGGUUAUAUAGGUCAGUUUGGGGUAGUAUAGGGCAGGUUGGGUUGGUAUAGAGCAGGUUAGGGAUGUAUAGGGCAUAUUGGGGUGGUAUAGGCCAGGUUAGGGUGGUAUAGGGCAGGUUGGGGUGGUA
Messenger RNA from Rana temporaria (common frog), 1313 nucleotides. Its product is annotated as protein kinase C delta type-like. Lineage: Eukaryota; Metazoa; Chordata; Amphibia; Anura; Ranidae. The record is from RefSeq and is a predicted model, not a curated record. Gene Ontology annotation, molecular function: ATP binding; protein serine/threonine kinase activity. The transcript is spliced from 5 exons. The coding region runs from base 112 to 813 and encodes 233 amino acids. Gene Ontology annotation, biological process: protein phosphorylation.